GCUAAUGAUUGAUGGUGACAACAUGAGCCAGCAGAGGAAGCGUCAGAUUUGAAGCCGAAUCCGAACUGGAAGGAUCUGCAGCUGGAUCCUCGGAACCAUGAGGAUGAGACCAGACUCCUUCCUCCUGCUGUUUCUCCUCAUCGCUGCCUCUCAGGCGAGUAAUCCAGCAGACUCAGAGCAGCCAAAGGCCACAGAGCAGCGACCCGAACAGGUCCGACAGAAACCGAAGCCUCCAAAACCAAAACCAAAACCAACUCCAGUGGUCACAACGCCCGCCCCAAAAACCACCAAAGCACCCGACACGGACGAGUUCUUGGGUCCACAAGAAUGUCUGGACAAAAAGCCGACUCGAGCGUCGUGUGGCCUGGUGUUUUGCCCUCCAUGGCAGCGGUGCGUUGAAGGUCAGUGUACCUGCAAACUUCCCUACCUGUGUCCCACUGAAGGGGUGGAACCGGUCUGUGGGCAGAACCACAGGACCUUCACAUCCUACUGUCAGGCGAUGGCUGCCUCAUGCCGGACCAAGAAGCCCGUAAUGUCCCACUUUGGAAAAGUCUGCACAGCGAACAUUACCAAGUUCCAGAGCUUCCUGGACAAAGACACAGGGCUGGUCAGGAUCGUCCUUCCUAACGCCACCGGAGAAGGAGAGAACUUACUGGUGUGCCAUCAGGACUGGGACAUGGCAGCUGCUAAUGUGGCCUGCAGGGAGCACAAACAAGAAUAUUACAGAGGUGCAGCGUCUGCAGACUCUGUGGACUACAACUCCCUGACGCCCAACACAACUCUCCCCAGCCACUGUGUCAGCGUCCACUGCCAGGGCUACGAAUUGUCUCUGGCUGAGUGUGAAAUCUACGACAAGAUGGCGGCUGACGGCCGGAUGGUGGCCGCAGCGACCUGCUAUAAGGAAACAUCUGAAGGUCAGUCUCAGAACAUGCUGAGGUCGUGAAGACUCAGAAAACAC
Molecule: messenger RNA, 958 nt
Organism: Xiphophorus couchianus (Monterrey platyfish)
Lineage: Eukaryota; Metazoa; Chordata; Actinopteri; Cyprinodontiformes; Poeciliidae
Product: complement factor I-like
Exons: 6
Coding region: 98-943 (281 amino acids)
Cellular component (GO): membrane
Molecular function (GO): protein binding
Source: RefSeq, a predicted model, not a curated record